AUGGCGGCGCCUGUCUAUCCUGUGUGGGUGACCCGCCUGCUUUCCGGGCAGUGGCGGCAGAAGGGGCCCCCCGCUAUCCGCCCGACCCGGCCUCUGGUGCUAGCCAACAAGGUAGCGAACCGCAGGGAGCAGGCGGGAGAGGCGACGUGCAUCACAGAGAUGUCAGUAAUGAUGGCCUGCUGGAAACAGAAUGACUUCAGUGAUACAGCUUGUGCCAAAGAGAUCCAGACGUUCUAUGACUGCGUGGCAAAGGCAGAAAAGGAGCGCAAGAAUCAAAAUGAGGAUACCCUAUUAACCAGGGGAAACUUAUCUUCAAGCAAAGUGAACAAGCUCCUGAGGAGGUUUCCUCAAAUCACACGUUACGUAUGAUAAGCUUUGCCAAAGAGACUGUGAGUUAGCAAUUGGAGUCUGUGGCAAAAAAGUGAGAAGUAAACUUGAGUGAGCAUUUGGUGUUAACUGGUGUCUAUCAGCACUGCUGUGUGGAUCUUGACAGCAGUGAUUCCAGAGUGAAAAGCAUCUGUCUGAACCAUCAGCUGACUCUGUUCAUGAUGUUCUUGGGCCUUGCAGACAUAGAGUUUCUGGAGUGCGUUUUUCCACUAGCCACAGGAAUGCAUAUAAAUGCCUUUUCUGACAGUUAGGGGAUGACUUUUCCUCAUGUGUAAGCUUUCUGCCUAGUUUCUGAGCUGCUAUCAAAAAGUGUUGAGGUCCAGACAUAGAGCAAACUUCAAAUCGAUAGUAAACUCAUGACUCGUACUCCUACAUGUAUGUAUGCACAAUUUAGUUCUUGAAAGUUUUUUAAUGCCUGCUGCUCCAGAAGAGGGCUGUAAAACGAGGAAGAAAUCUCCAGCAAAAUACCAUGUUAAUACACAAUACAUGGGUAAGGAUCAAAUAGAACUUGAACCUAGAAACUUGUGAUUUAGGCCUCUGAUUUGCAGGUACCAUAUGGUUCCACAUCAGAUCAACUAUGUGAUCUAUACUGUAAUAAAAUAUUGCAAGACUGUUGUUUGGCUUGGGUGACUCCUAGUCUACAACAAAAUUUUCAAAAGGAGAGCUACUUAAUAAUUGUUUCUGAGGGAGACAGGCCAUUUUGUUUUGAAAUCCUACCAAUCUGAAAAGCUAUUUUUGGAUUUUGCUGCUUCACAGCGAGUUUCACAAGUUCAGUUGUUUGGGAUUUUGUUCUGACCUCUUAUAUGUCCACUGUAAGAUUGAAAUUACUAUGCUAAGGUUUUCCAGUCCUUUAAAGAAUGCAUUUAUUCAGUGUAAGAAGGAAGGAAAAAGAAUUCUUUGUAGAUGCACCCAGGUUCUUUUUAAAGAGUUCUUCUAAAAGUACUCUAGCAGUUCUUCAGGCUUAGCAUCCCAUGCUUUAACCAAAAACCUUCCAGUUACUAGUUGUCCUUUGCAAUUUGAGCUACUGCCAUUUCCCCAUAUCUCACUGUUAAGCUUAUAUUGAAUGUUUAAAUAUGUUCUGUGACAUGCUGAUAUUUGGGAUCAUUCUACUAAUAGUUCGUGUGUGUAACUGCAGUGAAUGACCCUGUUCUUUCUGAGUUCAGGGCUUGCACCACCCCAUGAUACUGUUGAUAGGGAAUAAAAGGUGGGGUCUGGUGACCCCAGCUGAGCUUGCUGAUUAAGAACAUUGCUGCAGAGACCUGUAUGCCAUUGUGUGGUGGGGAAAGAAUUAAACAAAAGCCGACUAGCUGUUCGUAAGUCGGAUUUGUAGGAUUUAAGCAAAUCUGCUGGAAUUCCUUGAUCUUACUCCUGCUCCUUAAAGUUUGAGUAUUAUACCAGCUCUGGGUAUGUUUGCUAUGAACUACCUCUCUUCUUAGGCUUUCACUGGAGAUCUUUUCUGGAGGAAGCAUUGAUAUUUCAGCUCAUUUUGAGGAAUAGUAGUCCUGCUAGUUCAGGAGAAAUAGACUGAAUUUCAGAGAGCCAAGAACACUUUAGGAGAUGGUGCUUUUUGUUCAGAAGGAUCAAUGCCAAAUAAGCUGGGAAAAUCAAGACAGACUCUGUAGGGAAUUGUAGACUUUCAGAACUGCGUAUCAGGUGACAAGGUGAUUCGUAAUGAACUUGGAUGUUUACAACUACUUCAAACUUCCCCACACAAGAAAGUUCAAGAUCUGUUUUACCUUCUCUUUGCCUAUCUAAACUGCUGUAGUUACUUACAUUGGUAUAAUUUCCUUCUUGGUCAUCCUCUCCACCUGCGAGAGGGCCAUGUUGCCAUAAGAAGCUACUGAGAAUGAGAUCUAGCUCUCAAGAAAACAUCAUUACAUGUGCCGGAAA
Dryobates pubescens (Downy woodpecker) is the source of this 2277-nucleotide messenger RNA. It is a transcript of the gene CHCHD1, whose product is annotated as coiled-coil-helix-coiled-coil-helix domain containing 1. NCBI's taxonomy places the organism in Eukaryota, Metazoa, Chordata, Aves, Piciformes, Picidae. Gene Ontology annotation, biological process: mitochondrial translation. The record is from RefSeq and is a predicted model, not a curated record. The coding region runs from base 1 to 369 and encodes 122 amino acids. Gene Ontology annotation, molecular function: RNA binding. The transcript is spliced from 3 exons. Gene Ontology annotation, cellular component: mitochondrion; mitochondrial ribosome; nucleoplasm.